Molecule: messenger RNA, 2154 nt
Organism: Hibiscus syriacus
Lineage: Eukaryota; Viridiplantae; Streptophyta; Magnoliopsida; Malvales; Malvaceae
Exons: 1
Coding region: 1-2154 (717 amino acids)
Cellular component (GO): intracellular membrane-bounded organelle
Source: RefSeq, a predicted model, not a curated record
AUGGAUUGUUCCAUAUUCUCUACUUCAACGAAGCUUUUGUUUUUCCGUCCGUCCUUGUUGUCUAUCAUCUUGUUUUUCAUGUGUCUUAAUAUAGUCCAUGGCACUGCAACUGAGUUCGUUUAUGGCGGUCACUGUGAUUCAGUUGUUCCUGACUCGGAAGUAGUUGAUGAGGAGUUCAAUAUCUUACCGUUUCCUGGACUUCAAAACGGUUACUACAGUGGCGGGGAUAAUGUCCUGAAUCGUAGCUCGGAUGGGUAUUAUUAUCCACCGGCAUCGAAAGUACUCGUUUUCGAAACUCACCAUGUUUAUACGACUCGUGUCGAGGAUGUCUUCAAGGUGGAAGGAAACCUGAUCUUCCAAAGCUCGUACUACUACGAACAGAGUUUCACCAAUCAUGGGAGGUACUCCUAUUCGUAUUCGAGUGAUUCAAGUGCUCGUGGAACUCUGGACUUCGAUUUUCAUGGCUUCUGGUCGAGAACGACCGGGAAGCUUUGCAUGGUGGGAUCGGGUUAUGCUUACUCCAAGGAAGGUGAAGUGCUUCAUCUUAGAGCUGUUCUCAAGUUGAACAACGUUAAGGAUUCAAGUGAUAUCAAUACUUUAAUCACUGGAACCAUGGAUAGCUUGUAUCCUGCCGACAAUCCGAAUUAUGUCGAUCCGAUAUCGGUGUUGAUGUUUCCUCAAGGAGGCUACAGAUACAAGAAGGUUUUGAAAAACUUUAAUCAAGGUUGUCCUGGUGGAAUUGAUGUCCCAGAGAAGUCAUCUCUCAGCUUAUCAAGGACUAGACAUGUCUGUGAUAUGUUCUCGGUUCAAGAUAAUGCUUUCGAACUCGAGUAUUCGAGUGGUUGUGGUUCAUCAAAGAGUUGCAGUCCCCUUGGUGACGACCUUGGAUAUUCGCCCCAGUUGAUGUAUUUGAGCAUGAUUCAGUGCUCGGAUGAUAAGCUAAGAUUGAGGUUUCUGAUAGAAUUUCCUGAUGAUAAUACCUAUAUGAGGUAUUCUAGAUCUUCCAAUUUCAGUACUUCAUUGAUUGGAGAAGGAUCUUGGGAUUCAAAGCGGAAUCAGCUUUGUAUCGUUGCUUGUCGAAUCGAGAAUGCGUCGAGCAGCUCGUUGGAGAAGUUUCAUGUUGGAGACUGCAGCACAAGGUUGAACUUAAGAUUCCCUGCAAUCUUGUCUAUCAGAAACACAAGUACUCUUGUAGGUGAAAUUUGGAGUGAGAAGGCUAGGAAUGAAUCCGGUUUCUUCGAUCGGAUCGUGUUCCGUGACACCGAGAAUAACAGGGGGCGAAUUCAGCUUCAAGGAUUGAAGUAUGAAUACAUGGAAACUGACCAAGUAAAGAAGUCAUGUCCAAAGAAGAGUAUCAAUGGGAACAGCAGUAGACAGUACCCGGAUGGUUAUUCUGCAGACAUGGCUUUUAGUAUGACAAUCAAAGGUCCUAAAGGAAUAUUCGGAUGGGGUUCGUCGAGUCCUCUUGCGGUUGGGGAUCAUCCUCAUCAGAUGUUUCCCUUUCUAAUACCAUCCUCAAGCUCAAGGCCUAAAAGUUCUCAUGCUGGUGUCAGCUUGCUUAAUAUCAGCUAUGAGAUGAGAAUCGACGUAUCUCGUUCGGAAUUGUUUCCCGGCCUCGAUCCUUUUAAUCAAUCUUCAAAUGGAUAUCUGAAGAUCCAUAUUUCCGCUGAAGGAUUUUAUGAUGCUGAUACAGGUAAUCUGUGCAUGGUUGGCUGCAGACGUUUGGGGUUACACAACAAAUCAACAGACUGUGAUAUAGUCGUAGAUGUCCAUUUUCCUCCAUUGAACUCAGACAGGAAAGGCAGUAAAAUCAAGGGAAGCAUCAAGAGCACUCGCAAGAAAACCGAUUAUCUGCACUUAGAACCUCUGGAGUUUUCAGGAAGAGCUUAUUAUAGCAGUUGGGCAGCGGAAUCGAUUUGGAGAAUGGAUUUCGAGAUGGUCAUGUCUGUCAUAUCCAAUACUCUUGCUAUUGUCUUUGUAGUACUUCAAAUCAUUCAUGUGAAGAGGCACCCUGGAGUUUGUCCUUCGGUUUCACUUCUCACGCUUGUUAUUCUAUCCCUAGGAUACUUAAUCCCUUUGGUUCUAAAUCUUGAAGCGAUGUUCAAUCAAGAUAGCGAACAAUCGGUCUGGGUGAGAAGCGGAAUAUGGCUAUAG